AUGAGUGGCGCCAGCGGCUCAAACGCUGAACUUGCAUCGGAUAGCGUUGUGGAGAGGUUUAUCGAAGCCAUAAAACAACACCCCUGCGUGUACGACACUAAGCGACUCGAUUUCAGGGACCAACAGCGCAAAGAGAACGCGUGGGAACAGAUACGGCACAGCAGCGGUCUCUCUACAGUUGAAGAAUGCCACAAGUUGUGGAAGAAGCUCCGAGAUCGCUUUACCCGUGAACUCGAAGCAGUCGAGCUCGCAACGAGGAGCGGCAGCGCCUACGUCGCGAGGCAGACGUGGGAGUUUGCCGAUGCAAUGAGCUUUUACAAGAACUGUGGUCGUCCCAGAAAGACUACCUGCAACGUGGGGUCAGGUGCCGUGCCAAGAGGUGAUGACAGCGCCUCAACAGCAGAAGAAAUCUUUAACGCAAUACAAGGCAAUUCGUCAGCACCAUCGCCCAUCGCCAAUGCUGAUGACUUGGAGCCUGCAGCAGCUAGUCCUGGUCAACCUGCCAGUCAGGAAGACUUCACAGUGAGCGAGCCACCAUCAAAACGGUCAAAGAAAGGAAGGAGUUGCGACUACUUCGAGGAACGGCUCCUUUCACAGCUCGGCAAACACACCACAGAGAACGAGGCUUUCGGGCAGUCUAUUGCCAUGAGCCUUGACAGGAGGCCAACGAGAACUGCCUCUCGCUUUAAGGUUAAAAUAACGGAACUCUUAGCAGAAUUUGACCAGUAUGAGGCUUAA
Molecule: messenger RNA, 738 nt
Organism: Dermacentor albipictus
Lineage: Eukaryota; Metazoa; Arthropoda; Arachnida; Ixodida; Ixodidae
Product: transcription factor Adf-1-like
Biological process (GO): regulation of transcription by RNA polymerase II
Cellular component (GO): transcription regulator complex; nucleus
Source: RefSeq, a predicted model, not a curated record